Messenger RNA from Argiope bruennichi, 1477 nucleotides. Its product is annotated as CRISP/Allergen/PR-1-like. Bases 116 to 1405 code for a protein of 429 amino acids. Gene Ontology annotation, cellular component: extracellular region. The record is from RefSeq and is a predicted model, not a curated record. Lineage: Eukaryota; Metazoa; Arthropoda; Arachnida; Araneae; Araneidae. The transcript is spliced from 9 exons.
GACAUAUCUGAAAGCAUUUUAAGAAGUUGACAUUUGGACGGGGUCAAGCAUUUGUCUAUAUAAAGGCGCCAUCUGCAAAGGAGCAAACAGUAGCAUUUUCGGCUGCAUUGGAGGCAUGUGUAGUGUGCCCACAAGAAUGUGGUCUUUGUUCAUUCUCACUUUAUUUGGCCUGAUAAGUUGGUCGAACUCUGCAAAAUGUCCUGCCGAAUACGAGAGAUUUAGCUUGGAACACACCUUCUGCAUCUCGAAGAAUCCCAGAUGUGACAUCAAACGUUCCGGAGUGUCCCAACAAGACAUUCAGGAGAUUUUGCGGUUGCACAACCAAUACCGGAGUGAUUUAGCUCUUGGAAAAGAAACCAGAGCCAAAGGUGGAACUCUGCCUAAAGCAGCCGACAUGCUUCAGAUGGUGUGGGAUGAUGAACUUGCCGCCAUUGCUCAGAAAUGGGCAGAAAAUUGUGAAUUUGAUCAUGAUUGUGAUGAAUGCCGUGAUGUCCCUAACUUUGGAGUAGGGCAAAAUCUUGCCAUUCAGUAUGCCUCCUGUUCCAACUGCAAGGAAGACGAUAUCACCAAACCGAAAUGGGCUGACGCUGUAAAAGAUUUGUACGAUGAAGUGUUGGAUUUUCAUAAGAACUGGCUGGAUAGAUUUGAGAGCCAUGGAGGACCUGAUGUGGAACAUUUUACGCAGAUUAUAUGGUCUAAGACAUGGAGACUCGGUUGCGGUUACACAGCUUACAAAACAGGGAAGACAUACAAUCGAUUUUAUGUCUGCAACUAUGGACCUUCAGGAAAUGUGAAUGAACAGCCUGUUUAUAAACAAGGAAAUCCUUGCUCGGUUUGCCCAUCCAACACCUGUUGUGGUUCUGCCUGUAAAAGUGGACCAAACUACCCGGGACUGUGCAAAUUGCUGGAUCCAAACACAGCUCCAGUUUAUCAAAGAAAUUUGAACAAUCUCCUCUUCUUCUGCGAUUCCAAUCCGAAGGCCAAGGACUGCGAAACUCAAAUUACUGGAGCCAAUAAAUGGACCAACAAAGCCUCACUGGAAGGAAACUACAUGUCGAUUGUACUCAACGGAGGGGAAUCUACAACACUGCAAUUCAAAAAGCCAAUUGCGCCAACCAAGAAUGAAUUCUGCAUCAGAUUCAACUUCCGUAAAGGUCCCAUGAAAGCUGAUCAAGGUGAUGUUAGUAUCUUGAAAGCUGAGUAUAAAUUGGACCGUGGCCCCACCAUCCCUAUGAACCUCCACAAUUCAGGAAAUGUGUUUGAGAAUUACAGCAUUGAUCUAGCAUGGAAAACUAAGACCACACUUUCACUUACUUUCUCUGUUCCGAAAGGCUCUGCUCCUCAUAUUCUGGAUCUCAAAGAAAUAAUGGCCUUCGAUGGAAAAUGCAAAUCUAGAAGUGACUGAGAACUGUAAAGCUUGAAUGGAAAUUAAAUUUCCGUGAUGUAACAUUGGAAAAUAAAUGUUUAUUUAAUAUAA